This is a messenger RNA of Nematostella vectensis (starlet sea anemone), 2769 nucleotides long. RefSeq lists its product as uncharacterized. The transcript has 4 exons. The coding region runs from base 442 to 2520 and encodes 692 amino acids. The record is from RefSeq and is a predicted model, not a curated record. NCBI's taxonomy places the organism in Eukaryota, Metazoa, Cnidaria, Anthozoa, Actiniaria, Edwardsiidae.
AGCCAUCGGAGAAAUAGGUGAAGUUUUUAAAGUUUGGUCCUACUGCAGUUUUAUUAUUCCAUUUGGCAAAUUUCGGUAAAAAAGACGGUCCUUUGUGGUUGAAACAGAUAGGUUCUGUCCCUAAAAAUCUUUGUUUUCAUAUCAUUUGAUAUGUCUAUAGUGUUAAUACGUCAGAAGGCAUGCUGUGAACAAGUCACGUUGAGAAUUGAGAAGGUUGACAUCUACGGGAAGCCCGUGGCGGCACGGAUGAACCGGAGAGAUAAACACACAAGCAAUCAAUAGGUAAUUACUCCACUAGUCACUGGAAACAUACUGGCUCGCCAACCAGGGAGCUGUAACCGUGUGCCUGGAUUCAACAACCGUACGCUAAUAACCCGGCAUCUGGGGCAUGCCUUUUGCCGCUACAAAAACAAGGGAAGGAACUCAAAUUUUCACUAAAUCAUGUCACGCGGACUUCCGACGGAGACUUUCUCUUUCCACGAUGGCUUAGCGAAAACGAGGAACCUCAUGGAGGACUCUGUUCUACAGAAAAAACUCCAGUUGAUCGAGCGAGAAAAAGCGUACGCGGCAAGAACCAUAGACCGCAAUGCGCGCAUGCUCAGACAGAGGCAAAAAGAGGUCGCCACAAGGGUAUCUGCGAUUCAGCGACGAAGAAUUCAUAGUGCUAGUUUACAAAGGAGAGCUGUUUCAUCCAUUUCCGAGGGGGCAAUACUCAUCAAGCGCCCACAGACUGCUUUAGAAAGUGGGCGCCAACGUAGUGCCAGCGAAAUGAUACCGUCACAUCAUAGUAAAAGCAAUGGUGCGGACGCGUCAGUCAGCAAUCUCACAGCAAGAACUCCUCACCACCAUCCACGGGUAAAAGACAAGAAGCGGUUUUCACUCUUUCUUUCUUCAGAGACUUCCAAAAAAGAGGAGUUCCGGAAGAAGAUUGACAACGAAAAGAUGUUGCAAUUGAAACUCCGAUCUGAAGUCCUGGGAUUUGUUAGGAGAGCGAUAGAAACAAAGGAAAAGAGAUCAAUGAAAAUAACAGAUGAGGGAGACGGCGAUCAAAAUAUACACACGGAAAAUGAUACCCAGAAAAAUGAAUCUCUUACUAGAGCGAAAGAUCCAGCGUUGAAAGCCUCUAGCAUGCCUUAUGAAGCUUCAGUUUGUAGCAACGGCAAACACGGCUUUCCUGAUGUUAUCAAAUACUUGAAAGAUUCGUCAAGUGGUUUCUCACAGGUUAAGGUAAUCAGCGCAAGAUCAUUUAGACAAGAAAAUGAUGAAUUGCAAAUACGGGACAAAAAGGCGUGUGCGAAAACAAGUUCCUUCAAGAAUAGCAUAAUCAAAGCGUGGCCGAGAAAUACAUCUUUAGCAGCAAGCUCUCGAAGUGUUAACGACUUUAGUACAGAAAGCAACAAUACCAACCCAGUAGCCAUGUUUACUUCUAACGUAAACAAUUAUCGAAGCUAUAGUGUCAAAUCUUCAAACAGCAUGAGAUCUCAGCAUGAGACUUUAAAUAAGAGCGCCGCAACAAAUGCAAACCAAAACUGUCAAAGAUUCAACAGCUCACAUCGAAUGUCUGAUGGUAGCAACAAGAUAGAACAGAAGACAAAAAACAAACGAGGGCGGAGGAUAUCAGUCGACUUGGGCCAGCUACAGUGCUUCAGCAAAAACUCUACCUACAGGGGAGGGGACAGUGAAGGGCACAGUAGAAGCAUGCGUAAACAGGGUGGAAUGAAAGAUGACGUCACCCCGGAUGAUCACGUGGUACGCCCACGGCGCUCACGCAAGGUAUCUUGUGGUAACACCAAUGAAAAGAACCUCACCACUAUUGACACCUCGUCCAGUGCAACAGAAAAAUGUCGCACUAAAGAAGAGCUGAUGACAAGGUUUGGGCGCCUAAGUUUUGUUCCCCGUAAAGUAUCAUUCAAGGGUAUUCACCCAGUUGAUGACCAUAAUUUACGUGAUGAUGUUGACGAUAGGACUUAUGGUUGUCAUGGUGAAUCUAAAUACGAUGAUAGUGAAAGUGUGAAGUAUCUGCCUGACAGUAGUGAUCAUGAUGACAAUCAUGAUGUUGGUUGUCUUGAUGAUGGCAUCAGCUUUGAAGAAAUUACAUUAGAAGAUCAGACAAAGUCCAACAAGGCUAGACGUGUAUGGAUAGCGCUAGCAUCUGAAGUGGUUAGAACCACACAAGCUCACUCCAAUCCACCAGAGAUAACCGCCCAAAGCAUCGAUGAACAGUAUGAACAAUUAACCCGGCACCAAGGGACAGGACAGAGAGAGGUGACGGAGCCCAUCAGGAAAUCGUCCACAUGGCAGAAUGCAUUCAAAACAGUAAAGACAGUCAACGAUUUUGUCACCCUAAUGCAGCAGGCUUUGAGACAAGAACGAACCCAACAAGAACGCUUAUGUGGUGAGGUUUGUUCCGAAACUUCCAUGACCGAGAUUUUUAAGGAAUUGAUAGGCUGCAGAUAUCUGCGCAUGCCUGAAUAUCUAGACUUGUAUAAAAAAAGACAGCAUGGUUGUAUUCAGCAAUAACGGAACUUUGUAAGGAGAUCACAAAGGUGGACCAAGGGGAGGAGGGUGGGGAUUGGGUGGCUAAUUUGAUUGUAUGUCGUGUACGCACUGUUUUUUAUUAUACAUCCUUUUUGGUAUGAUUUAUGAAUUUGGUAUGAUUUAUGAAUUUGGUAUGAUUUAUGAUUUAUGAUUUAUGAAAAUUUUCCGCAUACCUUUUUAUAAAGUCUGGAUACAAAGCAAAAUGGAAAUUAAACAUUCUUAGAAUAAAAA